Xenopus laevis (African clawed frog) is the source of this 2279-nucleotide messenger RNA. RefSeq names its product gastrulation brain homeobox 2, gene 2 L homeolog (gene gbx2.2.L). The record is from RefSeq and is marked validated. Gene Ontology annotation, biological process: regulation of transcription by RNA polymerase II; regulation of DNA-templated transcription; regulation of nervous system development. Gene Ontology annotation, cellular component: nucleus. NCBI's taxonomy places the organism in Eukaryota, Metazoa, Chordata, Amphibia, Anura, Pipidae. Gene Ontology annotation, molecular function: DNA-binding transcription factor activity, RNA polymerase II-specific; DNA binding; RNA polymerase II transcription regulatory region sequence-specific DNA binding. The coding region runs from base 638 to 1660 and encodes 340 amino acids. The transcript is spliced from 2 exons.
GCAAGUCCCGCCAAACAGACAGGAGCAAGGAUCUGACAAUACAGACAGACAGGAAAGUCUCCAUUUCUGCUUUUGGGAAGUAUCCCAACCACGGAAGGAGAAAGUCCCCAGAAAGCAGAAAGUGUCAGCUGCGCGUGCAAGUCACCCAGAAAGGAGAGAGAGAGAAAAGAGGGGAAGAAAAAUCAGACCCCCAGUAACCAGUAAGGAAGCAGCACAGCCAGGUCACUGCAAGGGGCAAAGUGAUUCCUUCAGAGGAGACAAUCCCCGUAUAGAGAGGCUGUGUACUCAGGUCACCAGUGAGAAACGGGUUAGAGAGACCCCCAUUAUACAGAGAGAGAUACUCAUAUAAGCCUGGAGCUCACAAAGCUGUCACCAAAGAAUCCCAGCACAAGACAAACCAGAAAGCAGUGGGGGAUUCUCCUUCGCCUAAUGAAGGUUUAGUUUGUGACCCAUACACAGCACUGCAUUGUAUAUCUGACUUUGGCAUCCAUCACCCGAUUCUGCCCAAAUCGCUGGCACUCUAUCAAUGGUCACUGUGACAGACUGCGACUCUGGUGCCUUCUGAGGGCUGUUCUAGUUGUUUGUGCCCAACUUUGGGAAGAUUUUCUUAGGCUUCAUUUGACUCCCAGUAGCUUAUAUGAGUGCAGCCUUUCAGCCCCCUCUCAUGAUGAUGCAGCGUCCCCUGGGCAGCAGUACAGCCUUUAGUAUAGACUCACUGAUAGGGAACCCACCACAGCCCAGCCCUGGACAUUUUGUAUACACUGGAUACCCCAUGUUCAUGCCUUACCGGCCUGUGGUCUUGCCCCCUCCACCACCCCCUCCUCCAUCUCUGUCUCAAGCCACUCUGCAGUCAACUCUCUCUUCAGCGCACCACCACCACCCGAUUCCUAGCUUGCCCGGUGGAUUCUGUUCUAGCCUUGCCCAGGGCAUGGCACUCACCUCUACUCUCAUGGCUACUCUGCCAGGGGGAUUCUCAGCCUCCACCCAGCACCAGGAGGCAGCCAGAAAGUUUGGAGCCCAAAGUCUCCAUGGGGCCUUUGAAAAAAGUGAUGGGAGUCAGUCAGACGGAGAAGAAGGAAACAAGACCCACAUAACCAAAGAGGGCACCUUGCUGCCUUUCUCUGCUUCUGAAGCUUCUCUAGGUCCAGUCCGUGGGCAGGGGAAAGAGGAGUCUGGGAAGGAAGCAGAAGGAAAGGGCAAGGAGGAUUCCUACCUGAUGGACAGUGACCUGGACUACAGUUCAGAUGACAAUAUCUCCUGCCAAACUGCCCACAAAGAGGAGGACACCCCAGAGGAAAGCCCCCAAAACUCAAACCCUUCUAAUAACAGCAACACCAGCUCCACAGGCAAGAACCGGCGGAGGAGAACUGCCUUCACCAGUGAACAACUGCUGGAACUAGAGAAAGAGUUCCACUGCAAGAAGUACCUGUCCCUGACAGAGAGAUCCCAGAUUGCACAUGUGCUCAAACUCAGCGAGGUCCAGGUCAAAAUAUGGUUCCAGAACCGCAGAGCCAAGUGGAAGAGGGUCAAGGCUGGCAAUACGAACUCCAAAACUGGGGAGCCCUCUAGAAACCCCAAAAUUGUUGUGCCUAUCCCAGUCCAUGUCAAUAGGUUUGCCAUACGGAGCCAACACCAGCAGCUGGAGCAAGCAAGACCUUGAAAUGUUCAAUGAACAACAGCAGAGAAAUCCAUUCUGUGACCCUCAAUUUGUUCAACAACUAUCUCUCAGAAUCCCUUGACAGAUUAGAUCGGUUGUAAAAUUCUGUAGCUUCACAAUGACAAGAUCAAGAGUUGGGCAUCCCUGGACUACACAACAAUGAAAAGACUGAACCAGUUACCUUCAAGACUUUCAAGAUACUGUUUAUUAUUCUAAAUAGGGGUACCGUAACUUCUGCACUUGGGAGGCUAAAUGUUAAUUCCUCUUGGGCUUUAAAUGUAUGUAUAGAUAAAUUAAAAGUGGCCACUUUUUUUAUAGGUGGUGAGCUAAACUUCUCCAAGUAUCAUUAUAGUAUUCUCCUGUUCUGGACUUGAUAUGGACAGAAGUAUAGUGCGAGCUCUGGAACUGGACCAGGGGCCAUGUUUCCUCAUCCCGGCAUCUUCUCCAGCUUCUGUUAUUUUGAGGCAAAAGCCCCUAAUUUGAACAACAGACUUUUUUUUUAAAUAUUCCAAGAGUUUCAGAUUAUUUUGUGGUUAAUUUAUUCUGUUUCUUAUUCUUAUAAAAUUUAAAAUGUGAAAAAACAUUCAGUCUUGUAAAAAAUAAAUCAUGUCUCUAAAAAAUA